UCCCCCCCUAUAUCAUCCUGUCCAGAUGUGAGUUCCGAGUUACAGACAACUCGCUUUCAGAGAAGACUGUCACUUCUUGGAUCUGUACAUCCAACACACCAGCAGAGAUGAAUGCAAAAUGUGCCUUUGCACUGAUCCUCGCUCUGCAGGUCUCAAUGAGCCUGUGUGACAUUCCCACACCAUCGCAGGAACUUGUUGAUAAGUAUAAUUCAAUGAAAACUGUGUUCUACAAGAGGCUGCUGAAUGCUUAUGGCAAGCUGCAUGGAGUUGCUGCUCCUUUGAUUGAGAAAUUUGGUGAAGGAGAGCAUGGACAGAAUGCCAGGAACUUCAUUGAGGAACUGCAAACCAAGCCUGAGUUCCAAGCUCUUGUCAAGGUUGGCAGUGGCCUGGGUGAGGAGGCCGGUCCCCUGUUAGACAGGGCCCGUACAUCAGCGCUGGGUAUGUACGAAGAAUACCUGCGCCCCCAUGUUGGCAACUACCUGAGCGAUGCCAUCGACCACAUCAAGGUCUACCUGGACAAAUACAUGCCCGCUGAGUAAAGAACACCAACUGGAGCUCACCAACCUGUACUAGAUGAUAGUUCAUAGAAACUACACCAGUUUAGGCUGAGAGGAACAAUGCACAAUGCAAAUUACAAUCAUUUGCCUUUUUCAAAUCGGUAUAUUUGCCAAAUCAUGCAGAGAGCAGGGCAAACAUGUCAACACCACCUGUGCAAAUUGUGCAUGUACAGUAUUUUGUGUUUGAUACACUAACCAAAGUCUGCGUGUGAUUGUGUAUGUAUAUGUGUGAAUGUGUUCAAUAAAAUGAACAGGAAACUA
This is a messenger RNA of Lates calcarifer (barramundi perch), 818 nucleotides long. It is a transcript of the gene apoa2, whose product is annotated as apolipoprotein A-II. NCBI's taxonomy places the organism in Eukaryota, Metazoa, Chordata, Actinopteri, Centropomidae. The transcript is spliced from 4 exons. The record is from RefSeq and is a predicted model, not a curated record. Bases 108 to 539 code for a protein of 143 amino acids.